This is a messenger RNA of Triticum aestivum (bread wheat), 2356 nucleotides long. RefSeq lists its product as uncharacterized. NCBI's taxonomy places the organism in Eukaryota, Viridiplantae, Streptophyta, Magnoliopsida, Poales, Poaceae. The coding region runs from base 357 to 1280 and encodes 307 amino acids. The transcript has 5 exons. The record is from RefSeq and is a predicted model, not a curated record.
GGCCGGUAUCCGGCCCAAGCAAUGACCUAGAAGUUAGAACCCACUUGGUCGCCACCCGGCGGCACUCCUCCUGUCCGCCGCCACUACGCCGCCCAGCUCCUCAAAGUCGCCGCCCACUUGGUCGCCACCCGGCACUCCUCCUGUCCGCCGCCACUCCGCGCUCAGCUCCUCAAAGUCGCCGGGCUCGAGUUCUUUUUGCUUGUUACUGCGAUGGCAGAUGGUUGGUCACACGUUAAAUCGAAGCCGAAGAGAAAGAAUCGGAUAUCGGAUGAGGAGGAGGAGGAAGAGAGGAGGAGGAAGAGAGGAGGAGGAGGGAGGAGGAUGCGGAAGAGAGGAGGAGGAGUCAGGAGGACGAGAUGAGGAGGGAGGAGGACAAGAGGAGGAGGGAGGAGGACGCGAGGAGGAGGGAGGAGGACGAGAGGAGGAGGCAGGAGGACGAGAGGAGAGAGGAGGACGAUCGGAGGAGGAGGCAGGAGGUUGACGUACUCAACGUGGGAGGACUCAACAUUGGGAACCCACAGCCAGUCCAAGACCCGAUCUGGGUUAAGGGAAGGUCAAUUGCUGAGUUAAAGAUGAAGAUGAAUAUUAUCAAGGAAGAGGAUGCCAAAAAAGACGCUGCUAAGGCAAAAGCGGCCGGGAAGAAAGUGGAGGAGGCAGUUGCUGCAGAGGAAUUGGUUCAGCAAGCUAAUACAAGAUUCUCUUUGGAGUUCGGAGGUUUCCUCGCAACUUUCAAGAAGGAGGAUUCUGAAGAUUUCCAGUAUCCUGCUCAAAUUGAGACUAUGAAGAGACUAAACUCAUAUGUUUUGAAUGUUGAUUUUCUGAAUAUUUUGUCCGAUAAGAAGUACAAGAGCUUGGCUAUUCGACUUGGGGAGAGUACUGAAUACCUCUGGUUACAUCGGGUCAUUGCGGAAUUCUUGAUUGCAAAUGGUAUGGAUAAUGAGGAUGUCACUGUGUUGACGCAGAAAGUUCCGUUGUCUUUCACCAAUUUGCACAGUCUCAAGGCUCUAAAGGCUCACAUGCGAAGCAAGCCAUGUUGGAAAACCACAAAGAACAAUGAGAAAACGGUUACUGCACAUGGCCGCAAGUCAUUCUCGCUACUCAUAUCGGACGUGCUAAACAAGAACAAAGAAAACAUAAGUUACAACGGCAAGUUCAACGAGGAUGACAUCCUUCUUGGAGAGACUUUUUGUUGGAUAUACAGCCAGCAGUUAGAGAAUCAACCCACUCAGCUAUGUUGCAGAUCUCAGCUCCAUUUGGACUGUCAUGGAACCUUUCUAUGAGCUUAGUGUGGGUAGUGAAACUUAUCCCCAGAACUUAACUGAACUCAUGGACAGUCUCCUUUUGUUGGGUAUUCCCAUCUCUGAAGUCAGAAGUGAAGAAUAUAUCGAUUUCAUGAUGCAUCAUCCCUCAAUUGCUUCAUCGAUAGCAAAGCGUACUUUUAUUACAGAGCUGCGUAGAGCAGUGCGGGAUGAAGGGCUUGAGAAUGAACCAUUCUUAUCACGCAUACCAAUUGGUGCAUGGCAAGAGUGGGCAAAGAAGUGGUCAAAGAACAGGUGGACUGAACCAUUCAAAGAUUAACUUUCUCCUGUCCUAAGAGGCGUUUACUGGUAUGAUCCCAAUGUUGGCGAGAGCACCUCAAAGGGUCAGCAAGGCCCAGCCAAGACCGCUGGUAAAGGCCAGUUAACUUCCAUCCCCAAAGGGCUUCCACAAGUCAAGAAGAUCAGCGCCAAGGGUGUGGCAACUUCCAGCCAGGAAAGGAAGGAAAUGUAUCCCAAUACAGUAUGGGGCAUGCUUGACUACAAAAGAUGUGUCAUUGAGCAUGGAAAGAAGCAUGGUGAAGGCGAGUUUGUCUAUGAAAGUGCGAGCUCUGUGGAAAUCCACGCCUCAGGGCAUUUCUUAGGGCUCCUUGCUUACCUCAUGUACACGAUGUCGAAGAACGAUCUUUUUCGAAGAGGCAGUCGGUUUGCAUCUCUCUUCGAAACGUACAAAACAUUGUUUGGGGCUGCUGAUGAUUAGAAGAGCUAUGGUGAGCAUAGGAUUGGGAAAGACUGAUCAGGAUAGGUGCCUUGAUCUAACCAGAGAAGACUCAUUAGAGGAGGAGGAAAUCUGGACUGGAUGAAGCUUGAUGUCAUAACACUGAUCUGUUUUUCUUACUAAUUAGCUUAUGAGGACCUAUCAGAGGCUACCUAUAGUACUCCCUCCGUCUCAUAAUAUAAGAGCGUUUGUAUCGGCAUGCUGGCCGCUUUGCUGACAUUACAUUCCAACUAGGAUUUAUCAUAGAGUCGAGUUAUUAGUUCCUUGUCUUUGUUGAUGCACUCGACUUUUCCACUCAUCAGUCUAGCAUUUCGGUCCAUUA